AUGGCUGCUAUCACCCAAGGCGUCAAGGACUUCCUCAAGAGCUCUCACAAGCCCGACUCCACCGAGGUUUGCUCGGAGGUCGCCCCGGAAGUCACCCAGGAGCACAUCCGUCCCCAGGAGCACACCGAGACCGUCGAGGCCAUCGACCGGGAACGUCAUGUCCACCACCACCAGCACCGCGUCCAGCCCAUCGAGGACCACAAGGUUCUCGAGACCAAGCACGUCCAGUCUACCGCCCCCGCCGUCGUCCGUGAGCACAAGGAGGACAUGCUCCCGGAGCACCAGCAGAAGCUCCACGAGCAGCGCUCUGCCCACACCGACACCACCCGUGUCGGUGAAGUUGAGCGCUCGGCUGCCCACCUCGGUACGCACGUGAACCAGCACGAGCACCACCACAUCCACGAGACUGUCCAACCCGUCAUCCAGCGCGAGACUGUCCAGCCCACCACCGUCCACCACACCGUCGCCGUCCAGGAGAAGAUCCACGACGCCCCCAUCGUCCACGAGGCUACCGUCCUUCCCACCAUCUCCCACGCCGACUUCCUCAAGCAGAAGCAGGCGUCCGGUCCCAUGGCUCACGCUGACGAGGGACACAAGCACUCGUUCUUUAGCGGGGCACCCAAAAUUGGGUCCAAGGAGGCUGGGGAGUCGUCUACCCACUAG
This is a messenger RNA of Dioszegia hungarica, 663 nucleotides long. RefSeq lists its product as uncharacterized. The transcript is spliced from 3 exons. The record is from RefSeq and is a predicted model, not a curated record. NCBI's taxonomy places the organism in Eukaryota, Fungi, Basidiomycota, Tremellomycetes, Tremellales, Bulleribasidiaceae. Bases 1 to 663 code for a protein of 220 amino acids.